AUGCUCCACACCCUUCCCCUCCUCCUCCUCCUCACCUCCCUCCUCUCCACACACACGCGAGCACAAUGUCCCCCACAAGGACCCACGCUUCCCCUCGCGUCAAAUCUCACCACCAACCCAACCGUCCAGCAAGCGCUCUCGAACAUCACAGCCCUCCUACAAUCGUUCACAGAGAAUCUGAACUCCACAGCCGUCUCCAUCAAAAUCGGCACGACGGAGGAGGCCUUAUUUGAAUUCCACAACGCACCCACCGUAUUCAACACCACCGGAAGUAAGAGAGUAGAUGGGAACACCCAAUUCGCCAUCGCAAGCAUCUCGAAGCUCUUCACCGCGUACGUGGUCAAGAUCCUCGCGGAGAGGAAACUACUGCGAUUAGGGGAUGCGGUGACAGAGUAUAUUCCGGAGUUGUUGCUGGAGGAGUAUGAUGCGCUUGGUGGGAGGAAGGUCAUUGAUGCGGUGGAAAGGACGGCGUGGGGGGAUGUUACGCUUGAGGCGUUGCUGGGGCAUGAGGGGGGGAUUGCGGCGGAUUUGGGCGAUGAGGAUAUUGAUAAUGCGCCGGGGAACUACAGCGCGUUUGGACUGCCGGUGUUGAACGGUACGGAGCAAGGCACGGGGGUAUGUUUCCCUCAUAUCUUGCUGUUGGAGUGUAUGGUGACUGACGUCUCUCCGGAUUUCUUCACGUCCUGGCCCCGUAAGAAUCCUGUCUACGCGCCUUUCACCACGCCCGUUUACUCGAAUGUCGGAUACGCGUUGCUGGGGCUUGUAAUUGAGCGUGUCACGGGACUGUCGUUCGCGGAGUAUUUGCAGGAGGCGAUUCUGGAGCCGCUGGAGUUGAACCGCACGAGUGUGAAUCGUCCGCUGAGUUUAGAAGAUGCCUUCAUCACGGCUGAGAUGGGCGAUGGAGAUCUUGAUCUUGGGUUUGAGGCGAGAUGGUUUUCUAAAUCCGGCGGCAUCUACUCCACCACCAAUGACAUCUACUCCCUCGGCGCCUCAAUCCUCUCCACCGCCCUCCUCCGCCCAUCCACAACCCUCUCCUGGCUCAAACCCCGCUCCUUUACCUCCUCAUCCGGCACCUUCGUCGGCGAAGUCUGGGAAAUCGCCCGUGGAAUGAACUUAACGGGAGGUGAUGGCCACAUCGUCGACGUAUACACCAAGGGAGGGAACCUGAAUCUCUACAGCUCACUCAUAGCGCUGGUCCCAGAUUACGACCUGAUCUUCGCGGUGACGAGCGCAGGGCCAGAUACGAGCGAAGGAAUCGUGCAGGUUCUGUUAUCGCAAGUCCUCGACGUCCUGAUUCCAGCUCUAGACAGCACGAACAAGGCCCAGGCGAAGGAACGCUAUGCAGGGACGUAUACCUCCGGAAACGACAGCAUCACCCUCUCCGUCUACUCAGGCCCGGGGUUGCUCGUGCAAAACUUCACCGUCAACGGCGUCAACACCAUCAUCUCCAAUAUCGGACAGACCAUCUUCGGCGCUUCGGGGCCGGGACAGACGACUCUUCGUCUGUAUCCCACGAACCUCGUGCAUGGCAAGGAGAGGACGUGGCAGGGUGUUUAUGAUGUUCUGUCGGAAGACGAGGCGGAAGAGGAGGAUGCGUUGUUGUUUUUCGAGCAGGGGAGUUGUCAGACUUGGUCGGAGAUUUCGUUGUUUAGUUAUGGGUUGAGGGCGUUGGAUCAGUUUGUGUUGAUUGAGGGGGAGGAGGGAAGGGGGGUGGGGGUUGAUGCGAGGGCUUGGAGGACUGUGUUGAGGAGGGAUUAA
Messenger RNA from Zasmidium cellare ATCC 36951, 1758 nucleotides. RefSeq lists its product as uncharacterized. The coding region runs from base 1 to 1758 and encodes 585 amino acids. Lineage: Eukaryota; Fungi; Ascomycota; Dothideomycetes; Mycosphaerellales; Mycosphaerellaceae. The record is from RefSeq and is a predicted model, not a curated record. The transcript is spliced from 4 exons.